UAAACAAAAUGUCUAAAGAUGAAAAAGAGUCUAUUAUUCCUGAUGUUAUUUACGAUGAGACUGGGGGCAAAAGUUACCUCAAGGGCCGCUUCUUUGGAAAAGGUGGAUUUGCUAAAUGCUACGAGAUACGUGAAUCUAAAUCACAAAAUGUAUAUGCUGGUAAAAUAGUAUCAAAGUCAAUGAUGACUAAAAGUAAUCAUCGUGAAAAAAUGACACAGGAAAUUCAAAUUCACAAAAGUUUAAAUCACAAAAAUGUUGUUGGUUUUUAUGGUUUUUUUGAUGAUUGUUAUAACGUCUAUAUUAUAUUAGAAUUAUGUCGUAAGAGAUCAAUGAUGGAAUUACACAAACGUAGAAAAGCUCUAACAGAAUGUGAAACUCGUUAUUUUAUGAAACAAAUAUUAGACGGUGUUUAUUAUUUACAUAAAAAUAAAAUAAUUCAUCGUGAUUUAAAAUUAGGUAAUUUAUUUUUAAAUGAUGAAUUACAAGUUAAAAUUGGUGAUUUUGGAUUGGCAACAAAAUUAUCACAUGAUGGUGAGCGUAAGAAAACACUAUGCGGUACUCCAAAUUAUAUAGCACCUGAAAUAUUAACAAAAGCCGGUCACUCAUAUGAAGUUGAUGUCUGGAGUAUCGGCUGUAUCAUGUACACGCUGUUGGUUGGUAAGCCGCCAUUUGAAACCUCAAGUCUUCGUGAAACUUAUGCCCGUAUUAAGACAGUUAAUUACAAAACCCCAUCAAAUAUCAGCAGCACCGCUGUUUCGAUGAUAACGAACACACUGCAGGGCAAUCCAACCAAAAGACCCAGUGUUAUGAAGCUACUCAAGGAUCCAUUUUUCACAUCCGGAUACAUGCCGCGAAGUCUUCCAUUGUCAUGUCUAACAAUGGCGCCACGUCUUGACACUCUCGAGUCACAUAAUCGCAAACCUCUGUCUGAAAUGAAUCGAAACGAAGAGGAUGAAAAAGCAGUAUUUCGCAUACCAACAAGUCCAGCACCACGUGUUGGAACUAAAACACCUGAAUCCCAAACAGAUGCCCAGAAAUCUGGUCGUAAUAUCAAGCGUAUGCUGAUAACAUUGAAGGAACAAGUCACUGCAGUCCUGGCUGCUAAACCAGGUCGUACUGACGCCUCAUUGGCUGUGGAAAAUACUGAUCCUUCAGCUCAACCUCUGGUUUGGGUUAGCAAGUGGGUUGAUUAUUCAGAUAAAUAUGGAUUUGGGUAUCAGUUGUGUGAUGAUGGAGUCGGUGUCAUGUACAAUGAUGGAACAAGACUUAUUAUGUUAGCUAACAAAUUUAAUAUUCAUUACAUCAGUCGUGAUCUCACUGAGACUUAUUAUACUGUAAAAGAUUAUCCGGAAUCGUUGGAAAAAAAAAUGAAAUUAAUGACAUUUUUUUUGCAAUAUAUGAAUGAGCAUCUUAUGAAAGCUGGCGGCUCGGUUGCUGUUAAAAAUGACGCCAUGUCACGUGUACCGUAUAUGCAUCAAUGGUUCCGCACACAAACUGCGGUUGUUAUGCAGUUAAAUAAUGGAACUGUUCAGAUUAAUUUCCUGGAUCACUCAAAAAUAAUAAUGUGUCCAUUGAUGGCUGCUGUUACUUACAUUGAUCAAGAGAAAAAUUUCCGUACGUACCGUUUUGAAACAAUACAAUCAAAUGGAUGUAGCGCUGGACUUGCACGCAAUUUGGAAUAUGCACUCGAAAAGCUUGACCUUAUGAUUGCAAACUCGCGACAAAAUUAAACUUUUUUUUUACCUGAGAAAACAUUUCAUUACAAAAAAAAAAAUUAUAUACAAACCUGGUAAUUUUUUUUUUUGGGUAGGUAUUAAUUAUUGAAUCGUAUUUUUUUUUAACAAUAUUGUUUAAAUUGUAGACAAUUAUUUUGUAAGUUUAAUUCCUUUUUUUUUCUUUUUUUUUUUUCUUUUUUAUCGUAAUUGUCAGUAAAUAAUUUGAGCGCUCCGAUGCUUCGCAUCUGAGGUGAGCGAAAAAAAAUCACAGGAGACAGACAAUUUAUAUAUGAAUAAUUUAUUACUUAUUGAUUUAGUUAUUCAUAUUAUUGAUAAUUAAUUUAUAUAUAUUUUUUUUAAUUACAAUAAGUAAUAACUGACAAACAUGAGAUAAAAAAAAAGAAAACGAGAGAGAUAAAAAAAGAAUUUUAGUUAUUUAUAAAAUGUAUUAUUAAAUAAGCAUUUAAUAAUUAAAAUUAAUUUUUUAAUAUUUUUAUGAAUAAAAAAAAAAAAAAAAAAAAAAAAUAAUAAUUCAAUAGAAAAUUCAAAAAACGAGGCCUUAAUUUCAUAAUAAAA
Molecule: messenger RNA, 2291 nt
Organism: Microplitis mediator
Lineage: Eukaryota; Metazoa; Arthropoda; Insecta; Hymenoptera; Braconidae
Gene: polo
Product: serine/threonine-protein kinase polo
Exons: 4
Coding region: 9-1730 (573 amino acids)
Biological process (GO): protein phosphorylation; regulation of cytokinesis; mitotic cell cycle
Cellular component (GO): cytoplasm; centrosome; spindle pole
Molecular function (GO): protein binding; ATP binding; protein serine/threonine kinase activity
Source: RefSeq, a predicted model, not a curated record